AUUUCUAAAACAACUCACCAACCAAGAAAACAUCCUAAAACUUCUCUCAACCUCCUUCUCCUUCUCUAAAUAUGGAAAACCCAACAAUAAAUUUUGUUCAAAACUCGCUCAUCAAUCCUUACAAAUCAAAAGAGAACUACCCACAAAAGGCAAAAGGGAUGUCCUUCUUUGCAUUUGUUUUCUCUAUAUUUAUCUACGUCUCUAUCUUCUAUAUCUUCAACCUCUCCCCUUCAAAACUCUUCAACACUUCCAAGUUUUGGUUCUUUAUUUCCAAUACUCUCAUUAUCAUCAUUUUAGUAGAUUAUGGUACAUUCUCUUCCUCCUCAAAAGAAAGACAGCAGCAUGAUCUUUACCAAGAGUACAUAAUGAUCAGAAGGCAACGAAGUGCUCCAUCAUUCAACAGAAGCUGUUCUCACGUUAUCAAGACAUGCAAACCCGAAGAAGAGGUUAAGGAGUUUGGAGAAAAGAAGAAACUUACCCAUCAAAGAAUCAAACUUCCUGAUAAAAGAUUGUCAGUUGGUCCUGAAAGUAGCGGACCUAAAAUGCCUGCUAAAACCAAUUCUCAAGGCAAGAAAACUGAAAAGCAUUGCACAUUCAAUAUUGAAGACAAGAAGCUUGAAAGUGCAACAAAACAUGAUUGUAAUAGUGAAGGCGGUGACAAGGAGAAGGCAAUGACAAAAACAUUGCUACGUAGUAAAUCAGAAAUUGCUAAAAGGGUAGUGAUUGACGAGAGUAAGAACAUUGUUAGAACGGUAGCAACAGAAAAAUAUGAUACAAUAUCACCGGACUCUAUAGAUGAAGAAGAAGAAAAUAAUGAGUAUGCAAAUAUGUCGGAUGAAGAAUUAAACAGAAGAGUUGAGGAGUUUAUUCAAAGAUUCAAUAGGCAGAUUCGGCUUCAAAGAGAUGUUUAUUAGAGUAUAUAUAUAUAUUUCUGUAGGGGGAUUCGUAAUAGUUAGAGACAGUAAAUUGCAAAAUUAGAGGGAAAGUAAAUAGGAUGAGAUAUUCCAAGACAUUUUCUUUUCUUUUGUCUUCUUGCUUAUGUUUAUGUGUCUAUGUAUUGUCUUCCACUAGCUCUUUAUGUUAAUGUAAAUGCUUUAGACUCUUGUUCGGAGACUUGUCCUUGUUAAUAUACUAUUCUUUGCCUUUGUUA
Molecule: messenger RNA, 1150 nt
Organism: Ricinus communis (castor bean)
Lineage: Eukaryota; Viridiplantae; Streptophyta; Magnoliopsida; Malpighiales; Euphorbiaceae
Exons: 1
Coding region: 72-914 (280 amino acids)
Source: RefSeq, a predicted model, not a curated record